Molecule: messenger RNA, 3915 nt
Organism: Hyla sarda
Lineage: Eukaryota; Metazoa; Chordata; Amphibia; Anura; Hylidae
Exons: 8
Coding region: 358-1830 (490 amino acids)
Source: RefSeq, a predicted model, not a curated record
UAAGGAUGAGGGGGAGGAGAGGUGAGAAUGGUGACGAUAGAUACAGAUAAGGAUGAGGGGGGAGGAGAGGUGAGAAUGGUGACGAAAGAUACAGAUAAGGAUGAGGAGGAGAGGUGAGAAUGGUGACGAUAGAUACAGAUAAGGAUGAGGGGAGGAGAGGUGAGAAUGGUGACGAUAGGUACAGAUAAGGAUGAGAGGUCAGCGGGUCUGACCGGGGCGCUGAGGAGAACACUGCGAGUACCCCCCCCCCCUUAGGUCUCCCCCCUUUUGUCUUGUCCCUUCAUGCGAGACGAGGCCAUUGGGAGCGGUUCUUGAGUUUCCUUCCGGAUGAUAGCGAAAUCCUGAGUAACUUCAUCAAUGGCAGGACAGGACACCGGGGGCCACACAGAUGUCUUCUCCAGUCCAGGAUCUGAUGUUCUUCUCCCCCUGAGAUAUAAUCUGACUAUAGAUAAGGAUAAUAAGAAGUGCGAUCAGUUUAUCUGGAGAUAUAAUUCAUUCCAGAUCUCCAGACAACGUACAGACUGUUAUCUGAAUGUAUACAACUAUACAGGGUUCUCUAACUAUAAGAUAUGGGAGGGCGGAAACCUGACCCUGAGGAACAUCACCAGAAACAACAGCGGGAAUUAUACUGUGAUUGUACGUAAAGGAGGAGACGAAGUAUUCACACACAAUUAUAAUCUUCAUGUACAGGAUCCGGUCUCGGUCCCUCUCCUUUAUGUUUCGUGUCUUCCGGACGGUGGAUCUAACAUCUCCUGCAGGAUAAUCACUGGGUCAGAUCCCUCGGUUUCCAUUACAGUAAAUGGAGAUUUAUUGGUGAACUCACCCUCAUCCAGGACUACGGGAGAUGUCAAUGAGGUUUCUGUCCUUGUGGAUUCUCCAGGACCUUGGGAUAUAACAUGUUCUGUGAGAAAUCGGGUCAGUGACAAUGAGACCAGGAAAACAGGAGAGAAUUGUCCAGUUCCACCAUCAGUCCCGGUCCUGGUGGGCUGGUGUCUCCAUGAUGGCCGCCAGGAGGUCUCCUGCUCUGUGGAGUAUGGAUCAGAUCUCAUCUUCUCUCUGUCUGGGAACAGGACAUUGUUGGAGAAUGUCAGAAAGUAUCAUAAAAGGGUUAAUGUCACAUUGCCCUCAUCUGGAUCCUGGGACGUUCAUUGUUCUGUGAGAAAUAAUUUGGGGAUGAAGAAUAAAACCGAGACAUUCCAGGCGUGUCCAGUUCCACCAUCUCACCCCGUCCUAAAGGUCUCAUGUCUACAAGAUGGCGGCUCUGAACUCUCCUGCUCUGUGGAGAAGGGAACGGGUCUUGUCUUUUCUCUCACUGUAAAUGGAGAAUCAUUGAAAAAUGUAACAAAGCAAGAGAAAAGUAUUAAUGUCAUAUUGUCCUCAUCUGGACCUUGGGACAUUCAUUGUUCUGUGACAAACAAUCUUGGGAAGGAGAAUAAAACUGAGACAUUAGAGUGUUCAGUUCCUGUCUCUGUCCCCAUCCUUAAUGUCUCCUGUCACCAUGAUGGGUCAGUCAGAGGAUUCUGCUCGGUGGAGGUUGGGACUGAUGUCUCCUAUACCUGGACUGUGAACGGGGAAAUCAUUACCUGGAACACUGAUCCAAAUCUCACCAUAAACUCCUCCGAAUUCACAUCUGGUGCCAUAAACUUCAGCUGUUCUGUAGAGAACUCUAUCAGCAGGGGGCAGAGUAAUGUCACCAACAUAGACUGUGGAGACCCAUGUUCACCAUGUUUGAGGAAUUCUAUAAUCGGAGGAUCCGUGGCGCUGAUAGUGACCAUCAUUGCGCUCUGCAUCGCGUCAUAUUACAUGGAUCACAACAGGAGAGAGGACUGAGCAUGGGGACGUGCUCUCCUGGAUCAUCCAUGUCCUCAUGUGGCCUCCUGGAUCGUCCAUGUCCAGUUGCUCCGCUAUCUGCAGUUUUUUUUACUUUUGUGCAGAAUGUGAUGGCCUCCUCCCCGCUCUCCACAAUGGUGCCCAUGAUAGCAUCAGAAGAGCCUGAGGAGAUCCCCGGAGCCGGACUCCUGCUCAUAGCUUGGCCGCUUAUCAUCUUUGUGAAUAACUUUAUGGAUGAGAAAAAGCAUAGAGGUCUGGUCAGAAGACAUGUGAAUGAGGUGACAACUGGAGACCACGCCCCAUGACCUCCCACAGUUUGGACCGCACCCCAUGAUCUUCCACAGUAUGGACUGUGCUCCAUGAUCUUCAACAGUGUGGACUGUGCCCCAUGACCUCCUCUAGUGUAGAAAGUGUCCCAUGACCUCCCACAUUGUGGACCGCUCCCCAUGACCUCCCACAGUGUGGAACGUGCUCCAUGACCUCCCACAGUGUGGACCGCGCCCCAUGACCUCCCACGGUGUGGACCGCGCUCCAUGACCUCCCACAGUGUAGAAAGUGUCCCAUGACCUCCCACAGUGUGGACAGUGCCCCAUGACCUCCCACGGUGUGGACCGCGCUCCAUGACCUCCCACAGUGUGGAACGUGCUCCAUGACCUCCCACAGUGUGGACCGCACCCCAUGACCUCCCACAGUGUAGACCACACCCCAUGACCUCCCCCAGUGUGGACCGUGUCCCAUGACCUCCCACAGUGUAGAAAGAGCCCGUGACCUCCCACAGUGUGGAACGUGCUCCAUGACCUCCCACAGUGUAGACCACACCCCAUGACCUCCCACAGUGUGGACACCGCACUGUGACCUCUCACAGUGUGGACCACGUCUUGUAACCUCCCACAGUAUUGACCGUGCCUCGUGACCUCCCAUAGUGUAGACCACGCCCCCUGACCUCCAGCAGUGUGGACCACUCCCCCUGACCUCCCACAGUGUUGACCGCACCCCAUGACCUCCCACAGUGUGGACCGCACCCGGUGACCUCCCACAGUGUGGACCGCACCCGGUGACCUCCCACAGUGUGGACCGCGCCCCAUGACCUCCCACAGUGUGGACCCCGCACUGUGACCUAUCCCAGUGUGGACCACGCCUUGUGACUUCCCACAGUGUGGACCACUCCUUAUGACCUCCCACAGUGUGGACCAUGCCUCGUGACCUCCGGACCACUCCCCAUGACCUCCCACAGUGUGGACCAUGCCCCAUGACCUCCCAUGGUGUGGACCGUACCCCAUGACCUCCCACAGUGUGGACCGCACCCCAUGACCUCCCACAGUGUGGACCAUGCUCCAUGACCUCCCACAGUGUACAAAGCGCCCCAUGACCUCGCACAGUAUGGACCCCACUCCAUGAUCUUCCACAGUGUGGACCCCGCCCCAUAACCUCCCACAAUGUGGACCCCACCCCACGACCUCUCACAGUGUGGACCACGCCUUGUGACCUUCCACAGUGUGGACCAUGCCCCCUGACCUCCCACAGUGUGGACGGCUACCCAUGACCUCCCACAGUGUUGACCGCUCCUUGUGACCUCCCACAGUGUGGACCGCACCCCAUGACCUCCCACAGUGUGGUCCGAACCCCAUGACCUCCCACAGUGUGGACUGCACCCAUGACCUCCCACAGUGUGGACCGCACCCCAUGACGUCCCACAGUGUGGACCAUGCCCUAUGACCUCCCACAGUGUGGACCAUGCCCUAUGACCUCCCACAGUGUGGACCGCACCCCAUGACCUCCCACAGUGUGGACCGCACCCCAUGACCUCCCACAGUGUGGACCGCACCCCAUGACCUCCCACAGUGUGGACCGCACCCCAUGACCUCCCACAGUGUGGACCACGCCCCAUGACCUCCCACAGUGUGGACCACGCCCCAUGACCUCCCACAGUGUGGACCGUGCCCAUGACCUCCCACAUUGUGGACCAUGCCCUAUGACCUCCCACUGUGUGGACCGUACCAGACAUCUAGUGCUAUCUCACCCAGGGUUAUUCUGCUCAUUUAAACUCAUUAUACAUUUUAAGUUUCCAUAAAAUCUAUAACAUCC